UGGUGCCACCUCCAGCCUAACCUCCUGCAAUCAACACUAACGGUACAGACUUCGCUUACUCACAACCCGCCGGAGCAGCGGAAAUGCUGCGUCCGUGCGACGCCAUCGGGACGCUGUCGGUCCUUCGCCCGGACCGCUGGCACCUCUCGCCUGCGUUCGGCCUCGCGCUGCUGUCCGGCGGCAGCCCGUUCGUCUCGCGGCUCUACGGAUUGGAGCCGCACGCUCCGUCGGACGGAGCGGUGCUCGCCGACGGCUCCAAGUGGCGCGGCACACCGAGUUGCCGGCUCGCCCGGGCGCUCUUCCACCGAGUACAGCCGGACGAGCCGCUUCGACCGACCACGAAUCGGUCGCUUCCCGCGGCGCACCUCUCGCCGUCGCUCGUGGCGCACGUCCUGGCGCUCGCCGACGCAGGCGGCGGCGCCGACGCGGCGACGCACUCGGCGCUCAAGUCUGCGGUGUGCUCCGACACAGGGCUGGCGCUGCCGGCGCUGGCGCGCGAGACCGGCGUCACCAUCGCGCGUUUCGAGCGGCUCGUCGAGGCGGUGCGCGACGCGGACGCCGACGGGUCGGCGUGCAGACAUGGCCCCGCCGAGGGCCUGCCGCGGCGGGGCUCACUGCUUAUGCUGCGGCUGCUGUGGCAGCGCGCCGCCGCCCGCGGCAAGCCGGCGCUGUGGCCGUUCUUCCGCGAGGAGCGGGUGAGCCCGUGCGAGGGUGCGCCGCCGGUGCCUGACUGCGCCGAGCUCGUGCUGCGCGAGCUGCUCAAUGCUCUGCUCUGGUCGGCCGAGGCGCAGGACUUUGACCCGUUCCGGCUCCCUGCCAGCGCGAGCGCCGGCCUCGUCGCGUUCUACUCGCAAGGCGGCGGCGCGCACUCGCCCGCCGCGGCGAGGGAGUGGAUGAGGCUGGUGAGCGGCGACCUCAAGCUCACCCUCGUCCUCUCCUCGGGCCGCAACCACGCUUACGCCAUCCACCACGCCGCGCGCCCCGUGUGGCUGCGCACCGCCGCCGAGGAGGCGUGGAGGCGGUGGGAGCCAGCGCCGCGCGGAGAGCGGCUGCCUCCCGCCGCCCUCCUCGCCGCGGCUCUGCGCACUGCCCUCCUCUCGCCGCUCGCGGAGGCGUCGGCCGACUCGCUCGACCGGCUCGCGCCGCCGCGCAGCCGCGAGGCGCGUGCGGUUCAGAACCGGCGCGCCGAGCUCCGCGCCUCGCUGCUGCUCCUCUGCUCCGACCCGCGCAGCCCGCACGCGCUCGCCGCCUCCGUCUGCCGCCUCCUUUCUCCGCCAAUGGACGACGAGGCCGACGCGACCCUCGCCGCCCGCGUCGUGCGGCAGCCACUUGCGUGCGGCGGCGCGUCGAUGAGCGAUGGCGACGCCCUCGCCCUCGCCCGCGCUCUCCGCCCGAUGGCGCAGCGCGGCGGCCGACACGCGGCCGAGUUGCAUGCGGCCGUCAGUGCCGUGCCGUCGCUCGCCGCUUGCCUGGCUCCGUCGCUGCCGCAGGCGACCGCGUGGAGCGUCUGGUUUGGAGCGCUCCGCGCGAGCGACCCAGCUGUUGCGUUGCGGCUCGGGUUGCGUGGGCUGCUAUUGAGAUGUGAGCAGACGUGA
Molecule: messenger RNA, 1595 nt
Organism: Emiliania huxleyi CCMP1516
Lineage: Eukaryota; Haptophyta; Isochrysidales; Noelaerhabdaceae
Exons: 7
Coding region: 84-1595 (503 amino acids)
Source: RefSeq, a predicted model, not a curated record